This is a messenger RNA of Lasiodiplodia theobromae, 1212 nucleotides long. RefSeq names its product Carboxymethylenebutenolidase. The coding region runs from base 1 to 1212 and encodes 403 amino acids. NCBI's taxonomy places the organism in Eukaryota, Fungi, Ascomycota, Dothideomycetes, Botryosphaeriales, Botryosphaeriaceae. The record is from RefSeq and is a predicted model, not a curated record. The transcript is spliced from 4 exons. Gene Ontology annotation, biological process: polyketide metabolic process.
AUGGCGCCCGAGGAACCGCCCGUCCCGCUCCCGUCGGCGCCCCUGCAGACCAUCGCCCCGAACAUCGUGCUACAGCCGCCGUUGUCGCGCCGUGGCAGAGGGCCCGGCCUUGUGCUCCUUGUCGAUGCCGCCUUGCCGCUAGGCCAUAGCGACAAGACGUUGGAUCCGCCGCCGCUACUCAAAUGGGCUGAGGAAGGCUACGCCGUGGCGCAGAUCACGCUUAACCACGACCAUGAGUUCAACGCGGAUUUGCGACGGGCGUUCGCUGCGCUGGAGGCCUUGGACGAGUGCGAGGGAAAUAAAUAUGGCGUGAUAACCUAUGUCCCUUUGCCUAAAGCGUCGUAUGAGAAGGACGACGUCAAUCGAAGCAUCGCUGCCUUUGUCAACUACUCUACCACGCCCUUCUCAGAAGAAGCCACCCACGCGUAUGCACAGCUUCUUUGGCAUGCUACAGGAGACUCUGAGCCUUCCAAGUUGGCCCGCACCACCACACACGUCUAUUCCGAGGCGGCACCCAACUUUGUGCUCCCGGCGCACCCCAAUUACCGCAGCGCUGCCGCCGCUGUCGCCCACACGCGCACGCUGACUUUCCUCAAACCGCUAGUGGGUGGUCCCUUCUUCGACCUCGAGGCUAUCUGGAACGAGCACUGCCUGUACGAGUUCGGCGAGCGCGCAGUGGCCAAGACCAUGGGCACCAUGGUGCAGGAGCCCUACGUAAACCACAUACCCACCAUCACUGGUGGAAUUGGCCGCGAGCGCCUGACCACUUUCUACCGUAACCAUUUCGUGCACAGCAACCCUCCAGACACAAGCCUCGAGCUCGUCAGUCGGACUGUGGGCAUUGAUCGAGUAAUCGACGAGUUUGUGUUCAAGUGCACGCAUGAUCGGACGGUGGAUUGGCUGGUGCCGGGCGUCCCGCCCACAAACAAGCCACUUGAAGUGCCUUUCACUUCCGUUGUAAACAUUCGCGGCGAUAGGCUCUAUCAUGAGCAUAUUGCGUGGGACCAGGCAACGCUUCUUAGGCAGCUGGGUCUGCUUCCAGAGUAUUUGCCUUUUCCGUACCAAGUUGACGGGAAAGAUCCUGCACCGGGGAAGAAGUUUGAGUAUCGUGUCCCUGUUGCUGGAGUGGAGACUGCGAGAAAACUUGUUGAUGAAAACUCGGUGCAGUCAAACGAGAUGUUCAGCUACGGUAUCCGCGAAGUCGACGCAUAG